UGAACUCAUGGUACAGCAUGCCAGUGGUGCGCGAAUGGUGUGACUGCGAACCAACAAGCCAUAGAACCGAUAAAGUAAUUCAGCGUACCAUCAUCAACUUUUUCUUUUUCAAGCAACAGCUGUGAAAGGGCCAACGCCAAGAUGAGUUUGCUCGCCAAAAUAGCCGAAAUAGAGAACGAGAUGGCUCGCACUCAGAAAAAUAAGGCCACAGCUCACCAUCUGGGUCUGCUGAAGGCAAGAUUAGCCAAACUGAGGAGAGAGCUCAUAACUCCUAAAGGAGGCAGUGGAGGAGGCACUGGAGAGGGUUUUGAUGUGGCAAAAACUGGUGAUGCUCGAAUAGGUUUUGUGGGUUUCCCAUCAGUGGGUAAAUCCACUCUUCUGAGUAACCUGGCUGGCGUGUACUCUGAAGUAGCUGCCUAUGAGUUCACCACACUGACAACUGUUCCAGGUGUCAUCCGUUAUAAAGGAGCCAAGAUCCAGCUUCUGGAUCUCCCAGGAAUCAUUGAGGGAGCCAAAGAUGGCAAGGGUAGAGGACGUCAAGUCAUUGCCGUUGCUCGCACUUGCAACCUCAUCCUGAUCGUCUUGGACGUUCUGAAGCCUCUAGGACACAAGAAGCUCAUUGAGCAUGAGUUGGAGGGGUUCGGCAUCCGUCUCAACAAGAAACCACCAAAUAUCGGCUUCAAGAAAAAAGACAAGGGUGGAAUUAACUUCACUGCCACUUGUGCCCAAAGUGAGUUGGACGCUGAGACAGUGAAGAGCAUCCUUUCAGAGUAUAAGAUCCACAACGCAGAUAUAACCCUACGAAGCGACGCGACAGCUGACGACCUCAUCGAUGUAGUUGAGGGAAACCGGGUUUAUAUCCCUUGCAUUUAUGUCCUUAACAAAAUCGACCAGAUCUCUAUUGAGGAGUUGGACAUUAUCUACAAAAUCCCUCAUUGUGUGCCAAUCUCAGCGCACCACCGCUGGAACUUUGACGAUCUGCUGGAAAGAAUCUGGGACUACCUGCAUCUAGUGCGCAUUUACACAAAACCAAAAGGACAGCUUCCUGAUUACACAUCACCGGUAGUACUUCCAGAUGGAACGACAGCUGUCGAGGACUUCUGCUUAAAGAUCCACAAAAAUCUCAUUAAAGAGUUCAAAUAUGCAUUGGUGUGGGGGUCGUCAGUGAAGCAUAACCCACAGAAAGUCGGCAAAGACCAUGUGAUGGAGGACGAAGAUGUGAUUCAGCUGGUGAAGAAAUAAAAGGACUCUGGAGCUUUGCAUGAUUAUUACACUUCAUGAAAGAAGCGAUAAGACAUUACCUGAAGGUUCCCAUGGCAUCUUUUUUUUUUUUUUUUUUUUUCAGUUUUUAUUUUUGGACAUGGACAAUGUAUGAUUGCAAAUCACAUUAAUUUGACUCCUCGUACUUGGCUCGGCAUCAUAAAUAGCUUGAUUACAGAUAUAAAGUAACUCAAUUAUAUAUGUGGGCUGAAAAACAAAGUGAACUUAAUAAAAAUCCUGGUAUUAAAACCCCUGCAUUUCUGUAUGUGAAACUGAUGUAUAAUGCAAUAUAGUUGAUCCGUUAGAAGUCUUUGUUGAAUAUUUAGCAUUGUUUAGCAGGUGACCAAGAAUUACUGAGAUGUUUAAUCAGGAACACACUACUACAUAUGGUUUAAUUCAGUAGUCGUGUGGCUGGUUACACACAACACCCCCCUCUCUCACUAUCAGUCACUCUGGAUAACCAGGCCACUUAAGAGGAUGAAACGGACAGGGAAUGAUACACACCAUCGAAAGCACUGAUGCCCUUAAAUUGCCCCACUCACUAGGGACAUUUGACGUUAUGAAUGCGUGAUUGGUGCAAGUUGCCUCAAAGGUUAAUCAUUCCAAAAGUUGUUUUUGCCUUUGUGCUGAUGUUCAACAGUGCUACUGCUACAAAAAUAAUUUUAUGUUUUUCCUAGUGGUAUGUACCAUCAGGGAUCCAAGUCUUGGAAAACCUAUCAGAGAGUUUGGUAACCCUGUACAAUAAGGUUGUAUUUGUUAACAAUUAUUUAAUGCAUGAACUACCAAUGAACAAUAUUUUUAGAGCAUUUAUUAAUCUGUUCAUUUUGAUGUGUCAAAAUACUAUUGUUCAUUGUUAGUUGAUGUUAGUUCAUAAAGCAUUAAUGUUAACAUGCAUCUUUUCAUUUUAAAAAUGUAUUUGUUGAAAUUAACAUUAACCAAGAUUAAUAAGUGGUGUAAAAGUAUUUAGUUUGUUAACAA
Messenger RNA from Myxocyprinus asiaticus (Chinese sucker), 2238 nucleotides. RefSeq names its product developmentally-regulated GTP-binding protein 1-like. Gene Ontology annotation, cellular component: cytoplasm. Gene Ontology annotation, molecular function: GTPase activity; GTP binding. The transcript is spliced from 9 exons. Bases 142 to 1242 code for a protein of 366 amino acids. Lineage: Eukaryota; Metazoa; Chordata; Actinopteri; Cypriniformes; Catostomidae. Gene Ontology annotation, biological process: cytoplasmic translation. The record is from RefSeq and is a predicted model, not a curated record.